CGCGCCAAGGCCCUGGGCACGUUGUGUACCAAGAGCCCUCACUUCCCUGCACUCAGCCCGGCCGCCCCUCUCGGAGAAAGUGGACGGGGGCGGGGGAUCCAGAGACUCCCCCCCUCCGCGCUCUGCGGCAACGUGUGACGUCACGGGGCGGAGCUUCAGAGGUGAACGAAGGGAGGGACCAAGGCCAAGAGCGAGACAGUUACGCCACUCAACACUUCGGGAAGAGCUAACGGGACAGCGGUGCAAGCCAAUCGCAAUCAGUGCUCUGGAGGCAGGGAGACUUGGGGUGGAGACUUCGGAGACUGCAGUUGCUGAUGGUUCUAAGAACCGGUGGAAUUGGCUAUGGAUAAUUCAUAUAAUUCCAAUCAACAAACUUCAUGUAAUGGAAUUUCAUCUGAGAAGAAAAACAGCUUCCUUGUGUCAGAAGAUCAUGGGCAGAAAAUCUUAAGUAUACUACAAAAUUUUAGAGAACAGAAUGUCUUUUAUGAUUUCAAAAUAAUCAUGAAAGAUGAAAUAAUCCCAUGCCAUCGUUGUGUGCUAGCAGCAUGCAGUGACUUUUUCAGGGCUAUGUUUGAAGUAAACAUGAAAGAAAGAGAUGGUGGAAGUGUUACCAUUACUAAUUUGUCCUCCAAAGCAGUAAAAGCAUUUCUCGAUUAUGCGUAUACUGGGAAAACAAAGAUAACAGAUGAUAAUGUAGAAAUGUUCUUUCAGUUAUCAUCAUUUCUUCAAGUUUCCUUCCUAUCCAAAGCUUGCAGUGACUUUUUAAUAAAGAGUAUUGAUCUUGUCAAUUGUUUACAGUUAUUAUCAAUGUCAGAUAGCUAUGGCUCUACCCGUUUGUUUGAUCAUGCAUUAUACUUUGUACAACAUCACUUUUCUUUGUUAUUUAAAUCCAGUGAUUUCUUAGAGAUGAAUUUUGGAGUAUUACAAAAAUGUCUGGAAUCGGAUGAAUUAAAUGUUCCCGAAGAAGAAACCGUAUUGAAAGUGGUCCUCAGUUGGACUAAACAUAACUUAGAAUCAAGGCAAGAGCAUCUGCCUCACUUGAUUAAAAAAGUGAGAUUACAUCAAUUAUCUGAGGAGACACUCCAAGACUGUCUGCUCAAUGAAGAGUGUUUACUCAAAAGCACAAACUGCUUUGAUAUAAUCAUGGAUGCAAUUAAGUGUGUGCAAGGUUCUGGUGGACUUUUCCCUGAUGCUCGACCAUCCACAACUGAAAAAUAUAUAUUUGUUCACAAAACUGAGGAAAAUGGAGAAAAUCAAUAUACAUUUUGCUAUAAUAUUAAAACUGACUCAUGGAAAAUCCUGCCACAGUCACACCUGAUUGAUUUGCCAGGAUCCAGUCUGUCUAGUUACGGAGAGAAAAUAUUCUUGACAGGCGGUUGCAAAGGGAAGUGCUAUAGAACAGUUCGACUUCAUAUUGCUGAGUCAUACCACGAUGCCACUGAUCAAACCUGGUGCUACUGUCCAGUCAAAAAUGAUUUCUUCUUGGCAUCAACUAUGAAAACACCAAGAACCAUGCAUACAUCAAUUAUGGCUCUCAAUAGAUUAUUUGUCAUAGGUGGAAAGACUAGAGGAUCUCGGGACAUUAGAAGCCUCUUAGAUGUUGAAUCUUACAAUCCUCUUUCCAAAGAAUGGGUGUCUGUGAGCCCACUGCCCAGAGGCAUAUACUAUCCAGAAGCAAGUGCAUGCCAAAAUGUAAUCUAUGUUCUUGGAUCAGAGGUAGAGAUUACUGAUGCCUUUAACCCAUCUCUUGAUUGCUUUUUUAAAUACAAUGCUACAACUGAUCAGUGGUCUGAACUAGUAGCAGAGUUUGGGCAAUUUUUUCAUGCAACACUAAUUAAAGCAGUCCCUGUAAAUUACACACUGUAUAUAUGUGACCUUUCCACCUAUAAGGUGUAUAGUUUUUGUCCAGAUACUUGUGUUUGGAAGGGUGAAGGAUCUUUUGAAUGUGCAGGGUUUAAUGCAGGUGCAAUUGGAAUUGAAGAUAAAAUUUAUAUAUUAGGUGGUGAUUAUGCACCAGAUGAAAUCACAGAUGAAGUACAGGUCUACCACAGCAGCAGGUCCGAGUGGGAAGAAGUUUCACCAAUGCCAAGAGCCUUAACUGAAUUUUACUGCCAGGUGGUUCAGUUUAAUAAAUACAGGGACCCUUGGUUUUCUAAUCAUUUCUAAAAGUAAUAUUUGCUUGGACGUUCUCAAACUAUUGCAGUCCUAAAAACAUACAGUAAACUUGUUAACCAUAAUGAUUGGGGGAAAAGUCUUUAUAUCUUAAUAAAAUGUCCCUGCUAUUAGAGAAUUACUAUGUAUACACACCAUAUAUGUAUUAACAGUUCCAAGAAACUUAAAAUAAGUACAUUUUACCAAAACUUUUAUUGAAUAUAAUUUAAUCCUUGAGAAUACAGGAGUCUCUUUGAUGCUUUUAGAGUAGUGAGAAUCGACUCGACGGCACCGGGUUUGGUUUUUUGGAGGAUUAUCCAUGAAAGGCUAGUAAAAACAUCAAAGUUCACAGAUUUCUACUCUCUAGAUGGGAGAAGCCUCUUUAGGUAAUAGAAAUGUGUUAUUAAACUAUCUCAUGAAGUAAAAAGUAAGUUAGAAAGAGGUGAGAAUCCUGCCCCGUUGUACAAGUAUAAGAGUUCUUGAGUUGCUACCCUUUCUGAUAAUUAGUUAACUCCUUUUAAGCACUUUUUAAAACAUUUUUUUGGUCAGAAAUUUUUCUAAAAUGUAAUAUAUUUUCUGAGCCUUCUGAGUAGUAUGCUAAACACAGUUUAUUUUUUUUCAUGAUUCAGCCCUUCAUUCAGAGCAUAAUUUACCGUGUUAUAAUACUGUAAUGUCACUUGUAGUUACUGAAGUGCUUUUAUAAUUGCUGCAUCUAUAAGUCUCAGUGUCAGUUGCUUCCAGUUUCUGGCAGUAUCAUACUUCUCUUAUUAUUUUCUGGCCCAAGCUUAGUAAACUAACAUUCUUAAUUUAAUCAGAAGUUCUAAGUUAAACCUGACCAUGUAUUCCAUUGAGUGAUGUUUUUGGAAUAUGGGAUGAUAGUCCUAAAAUACAAUUUCUUUAUCAUUGUAAGGUUCCAGUGUAAUUGAAGAUGUAGAAAAUAUGACCUCUAGAUAAAUUAUAUUUCUUAAAGUUUUAAAUGUGCAAAUUUGAGUUGUAAUAAGACAUUCAGGAUUUAAAUUAGUACCAUACCAAUUUUCUGCAUGAUAUAUACUAACUGUAAAGUACCAUGUUGGUUUAUUACUUCACUAAAUUAUUCAUAGUGACUUUCCGUAUUUAAAAAAUGACUGGGGCUUUUGGUAUUGAUAGUAAUAUUUGCAACACACAUCUGUUUAGAUGUUUAAGCACCUGUACCCAAACAAUGCAAGAGUAUCAGUCAUCCUUGUUCUCAGCUGGAUGAUUCUGCCUUGCAAGGGGAUGUCUUUCUUUAAGGCCCCUGAUUUAAGUCUCAGGAAAUGUAUUAGUUGGAUUUCUCUGUAACCAAAUGUAGUUGCCUAUAGCUGAAAAGCUAAGACCCUCUAUGAGAUGGAUUGACACAGUGGCUGCAACAGUGGGCUCAAACAUAGCGAUGUUUGUGAGGAUGGGUCAGGACUGGGCCAUCACAAUAACAACAGCAACAACACUUUGUAGAGGGAGCCCUGGUAGCACAAUGGUUAAGUGUGGCUGUUAACUGAAAAGUCGGCAGUUUGAACACACCAGCUGCUCCAUGGGAGAAGAGACCUGGUGAUCUGCUCCUGUAAAGAUUAUAGCCCAGGAAACACUAUAGGAAAGUUCUACUCUGUCACAGGAUCACUAUGAGUCAGAAUUGACUCGAGAGCCCACAACAACAGCAACGACAAUGUAUUUUGUAAUAAUGUUAAUCUCUUAAAAAAAAAUGUACGUAUUCCUUAGAAAUGUGUUCCCAAGUGGGAAUAUACUGAAAUGAAGGUCUUUAUUUUACCAUAUAAACUUUUGCAAUCAUAAGUUCCAAACGUAUUUUUCAAAAUGAAACAAAAUAUUAAACUGCAUUAUCAUGCAAUUCUAAAAUCAGGAUUGUCCCUGAUCAGAUGACAGUUGCAUAAAAAGUAUUCUGUAGAAUUGGUGGCCUUCCUCCCUCUAUCAGCACAUGGUUGGUUGGUUCUGCCCUUUUCUGUGUGCACCUUAAAAAGAAAAGAAAAUCCAGUGGAGGUGUGUGUGUGGCUUUGAAAACAAAUUGUUUGAGAAGUACCAUAAACACAAUGGGUGACCUACAUGUGUAUUCGCUGAACUGUUAAUUUAAGCAUAUAUAAAUCAUUGAGUUCAUUUAAAAUCAAUAUGAGUUGCUGACUCCAGGAAUUACUGAUCUUUUCUAGAAAAGGGAAGCUAAAGCAAAAUCUAAUCCCUUCCUCAUCUUGUUUCAUUAUUGUGUCACCUUGAUUUUCAUUAUUCUUCUCAUUGGCCAUUGACUUCUGAUAAAGUGUCUAGAAAUAUCCUUGUUAUCAAGAUCUGUUUGGCUCCCUCUGCAUUUGAUUAGGAAACCCUGGUGGCGUAGUGGUUAAGUGAUACGGCUGCUAACCAAACGGUCGGCAGUUCGAAUCCACCAGGCGCUCCUUGGAAACUCUGUGGGGCAGUUCUACCCUGUCCUAUAGGGUUGCUAUGAGUCGGAAUCGACUCGAUGGCACUGGGCUUGGCUUGGGCUGGCUUUGAUUAAAUUCAUUUUCUAAUGUACAAGAUUUUUUGCCUUAGGGUCUACAACUGCUGCAGGUUACUUAUUAAUCAUUUUAAGUUACUGUCAUCUCUUUAUAUUUGCACCUUUGUCCUCUUCAUGUUAUGACUGGGAGAAAAGUGCUCUGUCUAGUCAUAAACACCUCUAUCUCUGUUCUUUUUCCUUGGCUCUAUGGCAAUCUGUGCUGGACUUGACCCCAUUAAUAAGUGAUUUCUUUCUCUCUGAUUUUGCAUCUGUUCAUAAUGCUAGCACUUUCAUCUGAUCUAUCUGCCUUACAGAAAAUGGCUCUGUUUCUUCAUAAUCCUCAAGGUACCCAACUGUGUAAUCACAGGGUCAGUCACUAAACUGAUUAUGUCUUUCUGGUCUUGCCAGUCACUGUGGUUUCACCAUACAAGAACCAUGUAUGUCAUCUGGCCUCACCUUCGUUCUAUAUCUCUGACAUGCACAUCUGAGUGAUCCCUUCCCUUGAAUCUAUCUCAGUACCCCCAGAAGGAGCUUUUUUUCCUGUCUAUAAAGUUAAGUAAGAGGAAAUAACCUCCCUUUCUCUAUGGCCUGUUCCCUUAGUCUUAUUUAUUUCUAAUAUUGUAAUGUCUUCCAAAGCAGAAAGUAAGUAUAUGGCAUUAUUAAAUAUAAAUAUAUAAAUUUAUAUGAGGUAAAUUCUAAGUUAAUGGGUAUUCCUAGGGUGAUCUUCAAACCUGAGUUAAAACGUGAAGCAUCUUUUGUUCAUCUACAGCCUUUGACACUAAGUAGUAUGAAGAACAUUUGCACAAUAAAAAAAAAAAAACUACAUUCCCCUAAGGCUCAGCUUUGGUAUUGGGAGAGAAAGAGAAGGUCUUUAUUACAGCACUGUUCAUUACUGCUGCCUUUGAAAGCUAGAAUAUUAUUUUUUGAGAGAGACCACCUGCUAUGAUACGAUUCCAUUUUUCCCAACACCAAGAAGAGCAAUUGAAUAUGGGUUCAAUGUUCUUUGCUCAAGGUAUACCGUUUGAAAAUCAGUUAUAUAGAGAGGGAAGCAUCUGUUUACAUUUUGAGAUUUGGAAGCAAUAAAUAUAAUGAUUAAAUAUACAGUCCAAUACAUAUAGUGUUACUUGUAUAUUAUUAUUCUCAGUCUAAUUGUCUCCAGUGUUCUGGAAAGUCUUAUAUUUAGAACUGAAAGUGGAAAACCCAAAUAUCUUCCAGGGGGUAGCUCUAGAAUCAAGGGCUGAAAUUUACAAGAAAGUAGAUUUCUGUUCAAUGUAAAGAACAAUGUUACUCAAUGUAAGGAAAAAUGUUACUUCACUUUAUAAAGCUAUACUUCAAAGUGGGACUAGUUAUCAAAGACUGUGGCAGAUUAUUAGCCUAAUAAGAUCCUACAUAGGAGUUCAGGGCCAAAGAUUUCUACAUUGUAUUUAGACAUUUUGAUCUCAAUAGUUAUCUGAUGUAUGACUAAUUGUUUCCUCCUUCAAUUUAGUCAACAUUUGGGAUAUUCUGACUUCAAUGGUUCUGCAUACCCCAGACUUCAGUAGGAAUUGAAUCUCAAAACUACACCAUUUUAGGAGCAUUUUCAUUGAAGCAAAUUUUUCCCUUUUUUUUUUUUUUUUUAUUACUCAGGCCAAAGUCUAUACAUGGUGCUGAUAUUUAUAGUGAGUUGCUAAUCAGGACUUUUCCUUCUAUCGUAGGUGCACGUUGAUUUUGUAAUUAGUAGAAACUUAAAGGCUGGUACCUAAAAUUUUCUCCUGAAUGAUUGUUCUUAUUUCCUUUUAAUGUAUUUAUACAGCUAAAUGUGGUGAUUCUGGUGGAAGAUUAUAUAAUUUGAAAAAGUAUCUUUAUAUAUUAAAAAUCUAAAUGUGUUAAAAAAUUAUAUUUGAUGACACCAUGAUGCUUAAUCAAACUUAAUAUCUAAAUAAGGGAUUUAAUCACAGGAUGAUACUGUUAUAUACUUACCAGAAGAUAUCUCUUCUAAAUCGUAGAUUCAUGUUCAAACUUGAAAAGAACCUUAGAAUUUAAUAUAGCUUCCAACCUGGUAUAGAACCAAAAACCAAAACCAAACCCAUUGCCAUCAAGUUGAUUCUGACUCAUAACCCUGUAGGACAGAGUAGAACUGCCCCACAGGGCUUCCUAGACUGAAAUCUUUUCAGAAGCAGACUGCCGCAUCUUUCUCCUGCAGCACAGCUGGUGGGUUCGAGCCACUGACGUUUUGGUUAGCAGCUGAACAUUUUAACCACUGCACCACCAGGGCUCCUUCUGGUAUAGAAAGUCCCUCUAAAUUCUAAAACAUCCUUGAUUCAUGUCUUAUCAGUCUCUAAUUAAAUGUUUUCAGUGGUAAAUGGAUCACUACCUCCAUUUUUGAACAGUUCUGUUAGAAAGUUCUUCCUAACAUUGAAAACCACUUUGCCUCCCUGUAAUAAUUUCCAGCCCUUGGUCUAUGCCAUGAGUCCAGUUAGAUUUAGCAUGAUGUCUUCAUAAAACAAGGCCCUAAUUGAAUAGCUUUGUUCAUUUCAUUAACUUUGAUGACACCACCAACCAUAAGGGUCCAACUAGUUCAACAAAUUAUUCUGUUGUCCCAAGGGUAAUAAGGUUGCUGAGAUAACUCAGAGUACAGUUCUCUGCUAGUAGAGUAUCACAUUGUAGUGUAAGUUUUUCUUUACAUGUCUGUCUUCCUCAUUUAACUGGAAGUUCUUAGAGAUAGGAACAUAACUUUAUGAUUUCUAGACCCAGCAACUAGCACAGUGCCUGUCAUAUAAUAAUACAACCAAUAAAUAAAUACUAUUGAGAUAACUAUGUGAAACAAAAUAUAUUUAUUAUAGUUGUUACUGAAUGAGUUUAAUAUAUCUGUACAUUUUCUAACUUAUUUUCAUGUGCAAAGGAACUUAUUUUGAUUUAUGUUAGAAUUUUACGUUUUAGAAUGCUACCACAUUGUAAUUUAGCUGUUAAUUUAUGUGGUAAUUAUUUUUGUCAUACUUGAUAUCUUGCUCAUGUUCAAAGUCUCUGAAGAAAAUUGGUUUAGGUAGUUUAUACAACCUCAGUUAUGUUUAUGUUUUAGUAUAUGGAAAAGUUAAUCAUGAAGCACUUUUCUAUUUAAGAGAGUGAAAUUGAAUUAUACAGUGUACUGCCUGCCUUUGGAGAUCAUAUAUAGCUGAUUGUACGGUUGUAUAGUGUAUGUAUAGUUGGUUCCUGAAAGUGAAAUUACAAUAUAAAUCCAAAGUGUUUUAUCCUUCUAAUGGUUUAGUGCUUGGGGAUUAUUUGUUCUUAGUGAGUUUUAAUUAUACUAUCUAAUUCUGUGUUUCCUUUCAAAGGCAAUAAUGGAUAAGACAAUGACUGCAAGUUUCAUUAGUAAACACCCAACACUAUUUCUCCUACAGGAUCAUAAUAGCUUCAGUGAUCUUUUUCCCCACUUAGGGGCAUAGUGCCCAAAGCUACUUUCAUUGUAUACACAGGUAAUUUACUUCAUCUCUCUAUUUAUGGAAUGCGGGUUUGGCCAUAUGCUAUGAGAAAUAAAAUUAGCACUUUUGCCUGUCCAUAUUAAUCACAUUAAUGUGUAGUAAACAUUUUAAUCUUAUAAAAUAGCUAUUUAUUAAAAUAUAUUUCAGAAAAAAUGACAUAUUCCAUCUGUAUUGUUGUUAGAAAUAAAUGAGGUAAAUGUGAGAAUGCUGCUGACACACUGUGAGGGCUGUAACCAAUGUUACGGAACAAUCUGUGUAUGAAUUUUUGAAUGGAAAUCUAAUUUGCUGUGUAAACUUUAACCUAAGACACAAUAAAAUAUUAAAAAAAAUAAAAGAGGUAGAUGAAGGUGGAUGCCAGAACUCUCAUUUUUUGUCACCCCCUCCCUUUCCCUAAUUUCCUGGGUUCCUAAGUGGUUCUGAUGGGACACAGAACUAUCGACAGUGUGGUAAUGGAGGUGGGGAGAGCAUCAGAAGGGGCUCCAGUAGCUGGGAUGACAUGUCCUGCAGUAUAGACUUAGAGGAGGAAAUCCUGGUCUGAAAUGAUGGGGUAACAGCCAGGCUGCAGGUGAAUUUCAGGAGGGGAGCGACCUCUAGGCUCUGACUGAGCUAAGAAAGAACAGACCAAAUGUUCAUGAUCAUGAGCGACAGACAACAGCAGCAGAAGCUAGCUUCAUGCACAAGGCUAGGAACUGACCAACUGUACCUCAGUGGACACCAGGUAUACAAGCACCAUCCUGUUACCAGGGUCUAAGCCUUCCCUACCUGAUACAUCCAGAUGCUUAUGGGGUAGAGCAGGUGAAGGGGUCCAAAAUCAUAGAGACUAAGUGGUAACCUGAAAAGACUGUUUAAAUGUUUGCAUUGGACCCAAAACCAAACCCACUGCCGUCGAGUCGAUUCCGACUCAUAGCGACACUAUAAGACAGAAUAGAACUUCCCUGUAGAGUUUCCAAGGAGCGCCUGGUGGAUUUGAACUGCCAGCCUUUUGUUUAGCAGCUGUAGCACUUAACCACUAUGCCACCAGGGGUUUACAUUGGACAGAUGCUCUCUUAAUUCCAGUUCCUAUAAUUUUCCUCCUUUUUUGGAAAGGUUCACUGUCUAUAAUAUUUUUGGUUUUCCUAUAUGAUGAGCUGGGAUUUACUAAGUGACUAAUUUACUCCCAAGUCCCUCUUCCAGACUACUGCCUAGGUUGAAACAGAGUUCCUCCCUGGAGACCCAGCCGUUGAAAAAUAAAUUCUGUCCCCCUCUCACAUGAUUUCAGAGGCCCGUGCUCUUCUCCAAAUCUGUAAGGAUCUCUGGUUCUCACUCGUCAGUCCUUGCUCCUAACUUAGGGCUCCAGAUUUCUUGCCUUAUUACCUCCAAUUCUCCACUUUGCCGCCAUCUGUCUACAGUUUAAUUCUCCUUAAUCUCCCUAGGCAGAAGCCUUUAACAAAGUUUAUUAAAACUUAAGGAUAUCAUACUGUCUUAGUUAUCUAGUGCUGCUAUAACAGAAAUACCACAAGUGGAUGGCUUUAACAAACAGAAGUUUAUUCUCUCACAGUUUAGAAGGCUAGAAAUCCAAAUUCAGGGCACCAGCACCAGCAAAAGCCUUUCUCUCUCUG
Loxodonta africana (African savanna elephant) is the source of this 9692-nucleotide messenger RNA. It is a transcript of the gene KBTBD3, whose product is annotated as kelch repeat and BTB domain containing 3. Gene Ontology annotation, molecular function: protein binding. The coding region runs from base 343 to 2166 and encodes 607 amino acids. NCBI's taxonomy places the organism in Eukaryota, Metazoa, Chordata, Mammalia, Proboscidea, Elephantidae. The transcript is spliced from 3 exons. The record is from RefSeq and is a predicted model, not a curated record.